Messenger RNA from Exophiala spinifera, 2064 nucleotides. RefSeq lists its product as uncharacterized. Gene Ontology annotation, biological process: GPI anchor biosynthetic process. The transcript has a single exon. Lineage: Eukaryota; Fungi; Ascomycota; Eurotiomycetes; Chaetothyriales; Herpotrichiellaceae. Bases 1 to 2064 code for a protein of 687 amino acids. Gene Ontology annotation, cellular component: endoplasmic reticulum; membrane. The record is from RefSeq and is a predicted model, not a curated record.
AUGGGCACUCUGUUUCGUAACAGCCCAUAUCCGGUGGUACGAAUAUUUCAGUUGUGUGACCGCACGAAUAUGCACGUUUUGGGCACUCUGAACUAUCCGGAUCUGCCAGAUCGCUUCGAGCCCAGCAAGAUCUGUGCUUUCACCGUUCCUGGCGGGAAACGACCCUACAUUUAUUGCCCACCAGAUUCCGGACUGUCUGUGCAAAUAGUUCUCUUCGACCCGCCAAACCCUACUCAGAUGCAAUACGUGUCCCUUGAGCCCAUAUCUCUCGCACUAGGUCGUACGGCUCAGAGACCUCGUUGGCUCGCAGAUGAAGUCGAGAUCCAGGAAGAGCAAGAGAAGGACAGAGUUGAGCACUUGGUUGCUAAACUACGCUUUCAUACUGUUGUCAGACACGCGCCAACAAGAAAAGAGACGGCUCUUACAUCAAUUCUCCGUCAAAUCAACUGCGCGCAGGAGGUGGCGGAUCUCCUGCAGAAGAACACACCCCUCGUAGGCCCGCGCCGGAAAAGAAGCCUGUCAGUCAGUGAGAGGGUUGUUGAAUCUGCUCAGUCACUCUACGCCUUUGCAGCAUGGUCUCUUUGGACUCUAUUCAUGACUUAUGCCUUCCCGACACUGCUAUAUCUCUUCAAAAUUGCCCUUAUUGGUCACCGCAUACUUGCCGAGGGCGUCUUGCAAGUCCUAGAAUGGCCGUUACCCCUGAAACGGCUACACUUACCAGAGAGUCGUCAGUCUAUACACGGUGUGUUUGCCCUGAAAGACAUCUCGGCCUGCUGUCAGCAAGUCCACCUUCGGCUCCAGCAAUUUUCAUACUAUCCAACGCAAUAUUCGCUGCUCCGGCGACGCCAUGCAACGUGGUCAUCAUUUCCUACCACCAACAGCGACUACAUACGCUUCUACAACUCUCUCUGGCUAGUUGCCAACGAUGUCAUUAUCGGUAUCGCUCUCGGAAGUUUCUUGAGUGAUAAUGCAGCAGCCACAGCCCAGUUUAUUGGGGCCGUUCUCAAUGAAUAUACGGUUGAGGGGCUUAAACGCGUUAUCCGCUGGCUCAUGUCAUAUCCUGGUGGCCUCAAAUUGAACACUGAGCUCGCCGCAUUCAUGGGCGAUUUGUUCUUGUGGGUCAUCGAGUAUUGGUCUUCGACCAUAGUGAUGUUGAUCCUUCCAAGAUUGCCCAUGAUUGUCUACUUUAUCGCGUUCUCCUCUUUUGCCGGUGCCAGCAUGCCUAUCGCCAUUCUCUCAGACCUUCUGAGUCUGACAACAAUCCACAUCUAUUCCUUCUAUGUCGCCAGUGCGCGUAUAUUCAAUUGGCAACUGACCAUUAUUGUCAGUCUGUUCCACCUUUUCCGGGGGAAGAAACGAAAUGUCCUCCGCAACAGAAUUGAUAAUUGCGACUAUGACCUCGACCAACUUCUACUUGGGACUAUCUUGUUCACCUUGUUAUUUUUCCUGUUGCCCACAGUUAUGGUGUUCUAUCUCACGUUCGCCCUUGCUCGGAUGGCGAUUAUCUCAUUGAAAGCGACCUUAGAUACCUGCUUGGCCUGUCUGAAUCACUUUCCCUUGUUUGCUCUGAUGCUCAGGAUCAAAGACAGCAAAAGACUCCCAGGUGGUGUUCAUUUUGAACUUCUCAACGCGGAGCAGUCCCAACCACCUCGCCAAAACGGGACAGAACACCCUGAGAGCACGUCAAGGGACCACGCCGAAUAUGACGAUGACGAGGCAUUGGCCACAAGUGUGGCCUAUAUCAGACUAUCAUCCACACCGCUGUCUCUGCGCCAAAUUUUCGAGCAGUAUUUCCAGCUGGGGGCCCGCAUCCGCCAACAUUAUCUUUCUCCCAAGGUCGUCUUCAGACUCUGCUCCGGGCGGUUUGUACCCCCCCUUGGUAGAAGUGAGAUGUACGGACUUCAGUACUCUGCUCUCCCUCGAGAACGAGCAACUAUCUCCGAAGUGUGGAAAAACCUAAGAGAGUCGGAAUCGGCUCCGGUCAAUGGGACGGUAGCAAAAUCUCUCAAUCGACAAGCGUCAUUAGAUACGCUUGGACGGGCGAUGAGUAGACAGUGGCAGUAG